UCGAUCCGCACUGGAUCCGCCCUGGAUCGCGGGCUCGCUUUCCCAAGUCCGUCGCCAUCGCUUUCCCCCCUCGUCGCCAUCAUCCACCAUCCAGCAUCGGCAUUGGCAUCGGCAAUAGCCAUCAGCAUAAGCCGGCCAGCCAGCACAGUCGAUACAACCCCAGUUCUCUCCAACCCUCGGAGCACGUACCAACCUCCCCCUCGAGACAAGCACACGCACACGCACACACACCAGCCAUGGAGAAGCAGUUUGUGGAUGACCAGCUCCGCCUCCUCGACGAGCGCCUGCGACACCUCGAGAUCCUGACCUCGCCGCACCUCGCCGGCCUGAGCGAGCGGGCCCUCGAGGCUGCUGCGUCGCAGGGAUCUCUGCUCGGGACCGUCCAGCUCAUCCAGAACAAGCUGCGGUCCAUAUCCGAGGAGAAGCGAGCCAUCGGCGAGUUCCUGCAUCAGUACACCGAGCUGAGGAGCCUGCUCGAGUCCAAGCUGCCUGCCGCCGAGUCCAACGCCAGCGAGACCCGCGAGGUCGAAGUCAAGCGGGAGCUGGUUCUGAACGCCGAGGAAGAGUGGGCCGAGCUCGAGCACCAGCUCAAAGAGAUUGAAUUCCUGCAUACCGAGCUGGACAACCCGCUCCUGAAAGACCUGGACAAGUUGCUGCCGCAGCUUGCGCCUCUGGAGGCCCGCUAUGCGCUGCAGACCGAAACCGCCACAAGGAUCCAUACCCAGUACCUGAUCAUCAUGGACACCUACAACAAAUUUGUCCAUACUCUCUCCGAAGUCUUUGUUUGGUACCAGGAGAUGCUGACGACUCUGGAGUUGCGCGUGCUCAAGGCCGAAGAACAGAAGAAGCUUGAGGGGCAUUAAUGUCCUCCCCGCCUCUACCUCCUGAUUUUUUAUCUACAGCUCGUCGAUUCUCCUCCUCGUUUCCGAUCCAUCACACUCCCGACCGCUCGACAGCAUGGUCCUCCAGUUUACUCCCUUCCUCUCAUGUACAUUUUGGCUCUUGGGUCCAUGCCUUGGAACCACAGACUAUUUGCCGCAAGAACGCAUUCGUCCAUCACUCAAUGUCCCAGGGAGUGGAUGCUGAUGAUGGCAAGAUGCAGGAGGGCCAUAUCAAAUGGAACGAAUCUGUGACAGUAUUUCGAGUGGGUGAAUGGGCCUCCGAGUGAAGACCACCGGUAGCUCUCCGGUCUCCACAAUCGACCUGCACACUGGUCUCGGAGUGCCAGUCUCAUUUCCCCCUGAAUACAGUGUAUGCGUGUUCGGUCA
Messenger RNA from Polychytrium aggregatum, 1268 nucleotides. RefSeq lists its product as uncharacterized. The transcript is spliced from 4 exons. Gene Ontology annotation, biological process: cytoskeleton-dependent cytokinesis. Gene Ontology annotation, cellular component: dynactin complex. Lineage: Eukaryota; Fungi; Chytridiomycota; Chytridiomycetes; Polychytriales. The record is from RefSeq and is a predicted model, not a curated record. The coding region runs from base 237 to 863 and encodes 208 amino acids.